Malaya genurostris is the source of this 3591-nucleotide messenger RNA. Its product is annotated as transient receptor potential cation channel protein painless-like. The transcript is spliced from 4 exons. The coding region runs from base 324 to 3566 and encodes 1080 amino acids. NCBI's taxonomy places the organism in Eukaryota, Metazoa, Arthropoda, Insecta, Diptera, Culicidae. The record is from RefSeq and is a predicted model, not a curated record. Gene Ontology annotation, molecular function: monoatomic ion channel activity; protein binding. Gene Ontology annotation, cellular component: membrane. Gene Ontology annotation, biological process: monoatomic ion transport; transmembrane transport.
UAGAAUCGAAAGUGAUAUGCUUCUGUGUUCUCUCUUCUCUCCCGUUCCGUUCACGAUAAGUGCGAGAGUAUUCCCAGUGGGAAUCCCCAUUCAUUAAGUCAGAGCCGCAAUUGGCUAUCGGUUUUACUAAAAGACGCGCAGCGAAUGUACUCAAAAACCAGUUCUCGCUCUCGCGCGAACCACAUCAGUUAUCUUGGGAUUUUUGUCGUGUUUCCCGGUGCUUAUUUUUCGGCUCCUUUCCCGGAACGAUAAAUAUGUGACGGCAGCAUUUUUAAUUAAUAAUUAUUUACUACAUCCAAUCAUUCGACGUGGUACGUGCUCUGAUGGCUCCAACGCAGACCGAUCAAGCGCCAACCGAGGCAACAUGUCUGAAAAUCGAAGAAAGCCGUCGUUCGAUGCGUUUGGAAAGACGGAAUCUACAAAAAUCUAUCUUUGAAGAGCUACGAAAUAUUAUCGACGACCCGUCAGGGGAAGAGAGUUUACCGAAACUCCAAGCUCUGUUGGACGAUCCAAGGAUUAAUACUCUACAGGAAUUGAUUGAAGAGCAGAAGACCUGGGACGCACUCACCACUAUUCCGGAACCGAAAACUUUUCUCUACAAUGCGAACCUGCAACCUUUAUUUGCCAAAAUGUUGGAGAAUAACAUCAAGUAUCAAUCAUUCCUGGAAGUUUUCAUACCCCGAUUUGAUGCCGUAAAUGAAAAAAUUGCUCAAGACCUUAAUACUCCACUGCAUUACGCCGUCGAAGCUCGAAACGUUAACUUUAUAGAAUGGCUAUUGUCGCAAGGGAAUCUAGCGGUAAACUGUCGCAAUAAACAGCGCAAAACACCCCUGUUUCUGCUGUGCGAACAAUACGAUAUCCUUGUGAACAGUCCGAAAUUCAAGAAACGAGUAUUGAACGUGGCCACGGCUUCCACCAAUUCCGAGGAUAUCUGUCGGUGUAUCUGGAUACUUCUGGAACAUGGAGCAGACUUCAACAUCUGCAGCGAUCGAUUACAGCUUCCAUUCGAGUUUUUGAUACGUAACAAGUCGAAGGAAAACAAAGAGUUCGUUAAGGAAUGUCUGAAGCGAAGCAAUAGUGCCAUUGCGGUUGGUAAAACCAACGAGCUGAAGAGACGAGUUGUGGGUUUCCAUCACGACUGGUUACCUGUCAGAGUUACCACCGAUCUGCUAGAGUUAUACCUGAGAUUUGAUCAGGAGGAAAAAUUCUCUGAGGAAUUCGACCAGUUCAAUGUAAAUCCGGAUAAUGUUUCAGAAGUUAUCCGGUUGUUGUUACAUACGGCUGUUGAACUUGACUUGGAAUCUAGUGUAAGAAAAAUAUUAGACCGAGCGAGUAAAAUCAUUUUCCAGAUUGAAAAAACUCAAAGUAAUCGGAAAGACACGGAUGAUAAAUCCCCGGUGCUAAAAUACCGAUUAGAGUUAAAAGGGCUUCUGAAAAAGGCCUGUGAAGCCGGGAACGUUACAACGUUGAGUCUGUUAGUGGCCCAAAUAACCGAUCGUGUGUUAAUCAAUGAUGAUCCCAUUCUGGUCAUCACUCUAAAUCGGGCCCAUGAACUUUACAAUCGAGAGGAAGAGCGAGCUAGAGUUCUGCAGUGUGCCGAUUUGCUAUCGAGAGAUCAGAAAAUUCACCUUUCCCGCACGGACAACAAUGGGAACACUGCCUUACAUAGUGCGUUGAAGUUUGGGUUUUCCGAUAUUGCACUUGAGCUGCUGCAGCAGAAAUAUGCUUUCCUGGGUGUUCGGAAUAAGGACGGUGUAACCCCGUUGGACUACGCCCGGUAUGAGUUUUGGAAGAUGUACUUCGAUCAGUGUAUAUCGAUUGACAGGAAGCGAUCAUACUUCGAUAGGAACGAGAUUAGGUUUAAUCUAAAUGGAUUUGAUCCGUACAUUUUCAAGAAACAACCAGCAAAAAAGUCAACGCCCAAAGAUCGUAACGAGCAUGACCAGUGGCGGCUGGUAGAGAAAGCAUCGGCUUCCAAUGUAACUCCCAGGGCGAAUAAGUCACUGGUAACAGAAAUUGAUCCCGUUAAGAUAAUUGCCAAAUCGAAAGACUUGAAACGUCUGCUGCUCCAUCCUGUAGUCUACACAUUCAUUCUAGUCAAAUGGCUAAGGUUGACAAAAUGGAGCUACAUCAAUCUCAUCUGCACACUAACGACCGUCGUUUGUUUUGGUUGGCAUUCACUAGACGCCUGCGACGGUGGCGAUUUGUCACCGAUUCUUACCGUACUAUCCUUGAUGGGCGCCAUUUACAUGGUCUUUAGAGAAAUCAUACAAAUAUUGUUCCUUCGAUACCACUACUUUCUUUCGUUAGAAAAUUAUUUGGAUAUCGUCACCAUAAUCUGCAUGCUUUGGGUUCUGUUCAACGGAUGCAACUCGAUCCUGUCCUCGCUAACCAUCAUAGCCUUCGCAAUGCAACUAACCGUCAUCAUAGGCUCGCUUCCGUUCAACAGCCUGUCCACUUACAUGUACAUGUUUAAAACCGUCUCGGUCAACUUUCUGAAAAGUUUCCUACUCUUCAUACCUCUUCUAAGUGCAUUCGCCUUCGGAUUCUUCAUGUCCUACAACGAUCAAACAACGCAAACAUCAAUAGUGAUCACGGAGGAGAAUAACUCCUUCAACCAGUUCACCACCUUUACGAACGCUGCUCUCAAGACUCUAGUUAUGACGACUGGCGAGUUCGAAGCCGCAGCAGUGGACUUCAGUGGAGGAAAAAUCAUCCUGUUCGUAUUGUUCAUAUUUUUUGCCCCCAUCGUUAUCCUUAACCUUAUCAACGGCCUCGCAGUCAGUGAUAUCACCGCCAUCAAGGACGAAUCCGAACUGAUCAGUAUUGGCCGAAAGGUAUUUAUUUUGGAUCGAUACGAACGUGGUCUGCGAAGCAUUCCGUUUGAUGUUAUUCGACGGUUGUUUCCUAGUCCAUUUUUCGAGAAACAUUCCUACCUCAUAGCCGUGAAACCUAAAGAGUUCCGGAAAAUUCUGGUCCAGCACAUCAGCAAACCACCCGCUGUUCAGCAACAGAAGAGCAAACGUAAUACCAAGAUUACCAAACCCGAAUGGAUAGUUGUUCCGAAUAUACCGGGAGCUUGGUUCGUUCGAGGGUCAGAAGGAUUCUUUGUAAAUCUGAAACUACUAAAAUUUCCACUGUUCUUAACACUUGAAGACCACAUUAUGGACGAAGCGUGGCGAAUCGCUGAUCAGAACAUUAUCGUGAAAGAGUUUCUGGACAGCGGAAAACUUCAUAAUGCUCCCGUGCAAACUACCCUGGAAACGGAAAUGAAACUCGAAGAACUUCGAGUGGAAAUGGAAAAAAUGAAUCGCAUGUUGAACAAAUUGGUAAUGCAUCAAAAUUUACUUGGCAAGAAAUAUGCAGUCACAGCAAAAUGCAGUGGAAAACCUUCAACUAAGCAUGCGGUGCAAAAAGGAGCGCCCAAAAAGAAGUUAUUCCAUAAAAAGCAAACAGUUCAUGGUGCGAUUGCGUCGAGAGUGCAAGGAAAUUUCGAAACCAUUGGUGAUGUUGCAUGUGCCGUAGGAAAAUUUAAAAGAAAUAAAAGGAAAAAUAAAAAACCUUAAAACAUGUUUCCCUGAACGCCUGAAU